UCCAGUCCCCCCAGCUCCAGGCCAGGACGCUCCUGCCGGAGUUUGCUGCAGAAGUCACAUUGCUGCUCCGCUUACACUGCAGGGGGGGAGCUGAGGGGAACACAGUACUGCGUGGCCGAUGCUGGAAACCUGAGCACACGGGAGGGGGGGGACUUUUUUUUUUUUUAACCAGAAGGGGGAAAAUGUCUUCCCCUUCCUCCAACGGGACCGCCGGCCAUGCCAUAGAGAUCAAGCAGGAGGAUGUCCUGGAAGCGGCUCCGUUCUCUAUGGAGCAUGCACAGCAGCAGCCCGGGACAGAGCAGGGGGUGAAGAGCGAACUUGUGAGCGGCGGCCAGUACACGCUGGCGUUCUCCCCGGAGCACGUCGCCUGUGUGUGUGAGGCUCUGCAGCAAGGUGGGGACCUGGACAGGCUAGCCCGGUUCCUGUGGUCGCUGCCCCAGAGCGACCUGCUACGUGGCAGCGAGAGUAUCCUGAAAGCCCGGGCGCUGGUGGCUUUCCAUCAGGGCCGCUACCAGGAGCUCUUCUCUGUGCUGGAGAGCCACAACUUCCAGCCGUCCAACCAUGCCGCGCUGCAGGACCUCUGGUACCGGGCUCGGUAUAACGAGGCGGAGAAGGCCCGCGGGAGGGCGCUGGGGGCUGUGGACAAGUACCGGCUGCGGAGGAAGUUCCCGCUGCCCCGGACCAUCUGGGACGGCGAGGAGACGGUGUACUGCUUCAAGGAGAAGUCCCGGAACGCGCUGAAGGAGCUGUACAAGCACAACCGGUACCCGUCCCCGGCCGCCAAGCGCAACUUGGCCAAGAUCACCGGGCUCUCCCUUACCCAGGUCAGCAACUGGUUCAAGAACCGGCGGCAGCGCGACAGGAACCCGUCUGAGGCGCAAUCCAAGAGUGAGUCGGAUGGAAAUCAUAGCACUGAAGAUGAAUCGAGUAAAGGUCAAGACGAUUUGUCUCCUCAUCUCUCCAACUCCUCCGAUGGUGUGUCCAACAUAAAUCUUCCUGUUCACGCUGAUGCAGUGUAUAUGCAGCACAUUGGAAAUAAAAUCUCAUUAGGUUCCUCUGGAGUGCUUCUGAAUGGAAGUUUGGUGUCUUCCAACGCUUCAUCCGUCUUUUUAAACGGGGGCUCAUUUAUCCAGGGAGCCAACGGAGUGCUUCUAAAUGGCUUAAAUGUAGCAAAUUCACAAACUUUGACUUUGAAUUCUCAAAAACUGUCCUCCACCAUUGUAAGCAAUGGUGCCCAUAAUUCAGACAUUUUGGUGUCCUCCUCCGAGGAAAUAAAGGUUCUUCAAGCUGGUAUGACGGAUACCUCCCCAACAUACACUACAAAUAUACAGUCGUCUUUCCCAGGCUUAAUACCUGCCACGGAGAUCAAGAGUGAAGCUGUCCAGCCUGUCACUUCCCAAGAUGGCGGCACAGUUGUUACAUUCACUACUCCCAUACAAAUCAACCCGUAUGGCAUUGUCCAGAUACCGAAUUCAGGAACAAAUGCUCAACUAAUUAAUGGAAGUAUUGGAUUCUCCACACUCCAGUUGCCCUCCGUUGCCGUGUCACAAGGAAACCUCUCGCUUGCUCCCUGUACUUCGGAUGGAGGGACAUUUACAAGUGACACCAUCACAAGUGGAGAUCAAGGGAAAGUCUUCCUCAGCUCUCUCCCGCCAAGCACAGUCGUUUACACCGUUCCGCAUUCUAUAAAACAAGAUGGCCUUGAACGCAGCCUUGUCUUUUCUCCGUUAGUGCCUGUCAAUCAAAGCACAGCACAAGUAAACAUUAGCAUGCCUUCUGACGAUGCCAUGCAGUCUGUCGCGGCCUCCUUAGUAAAUGGAAGUCACGCGCACAAUUUUUCGCUUGCUCCGCCUACUUUAAUAACCGCUUCCGGCCAGCUUGCCUCUAUUACAGGGAACCAGUCAGUUGCGCUCAACCAGCCUAUAUGCACGCUUGCCACCACAACCACCAGUGUCACUCCCACCAGUAACACAAACUUUGUGCCCCUUCAGAACUGUCACUACAUUGCUGCCCAAGACCUAUUGUCUAUGUCGUCUGAACAGCAGAACCACAUAGAAGCUGUGACUACAAGCAGUAAUAGUAACACCAGCCGUCCUGCCUCGCACACCCUUCAGGAUUUCAGCAGCCACCACAACUUGGUUCUGCAGCCUGUACCCGACACAAAAGAUAAUUACCUGUCCAUUGAGCAGAAUGCCACCAUCAGUGGCAGAGUUAUGUUGUUGGAUGCAAAAUCCAAGUACGUGAUCAGUGGCAUGAUCAGCACAGGCUGCGAAGAACUUGAAACUGACAAAAAAGAGUUAGCCAAGCUUCAAAAUGUUCAAAUGGAUGAUGACAUGCAAGACAUGUAAAGGAAAACGUUGCUGGACGAGUUGGUUUCAGUGGCCGCUCUGGGUUUCGUCAGUUGUUUGUUUGAACUCGAAUUUACACUUUUUUUUUUUUUUUUUUUUUUUUUAAAUCUUUUCUCUCUGAGUAAAUCGCACUGUUUUUAAGUUUUGUUUUUCUCUUUGAGUUUGUCGCCCCCUUUCCACAUGAACAUUUAACCCUUUUUGAAAUGUGGGUAUGUAAAGGGAACACCGUUUGAACAUUGGUAUGUUGUAUGAAACAUUGGGUCUAAGGAGGGGGGGGGGGAAGGAACGUUAAUGGUACUCUAUUGUAAAUUCUGGGGCUAUGCUGGAAUUGUAUAUUCAAUACACAAAAUAUAUAGGAAUGUUGGCAGUCUUUUGUACUUUUUUUUUUUAUGGCUUACAAUAGACAGAUUGGAAUGUUACAUUUGUGUAGUAAGCUUCUGCUAAAUAAGAAUGUUAAAAAAAAAAAAUAAUAAUAAUAAUUUCCAGCUCUGCUGUAAAGGUGAAAAUGGAUCAGUGGAAUGUAGUAUAUGUAACUUAAGGUAGUGGUUUCCAAACUUGCUUGAAAGACGGCAACCCUGAAGUAUCAGCAUUUUUUUCAUGGCACACCUUGGUCCAAAAUUGAUGAUUGUGAAAUUAUGCAAGAAUUAUUCAAUUAAGUAAAUUGUACUUCAGUUAUGUGGUGUUAGACGGAGGUUUCGAUACUGUUUGUCCACACAUUUUAUGAUAGGCAAAACCAGUGCUGUUGCUGCCAAUCACACUGAGCAUAAAUAAUUUGAUUUGGUCUUGGACCCACCAGCCCGUGGCACCCAAUUUGGAAACCACUGACUUAUGGUAUUAUAUGCAACCCUUUUUCUUUCUAGUAAGUACAGUGGAUGUACACGCUCAAAUUUCUAGCCUGAAUGGCUGAAAAUAUGCAAUUUUGAUUAAAGUUUUAUUUUUCAAAAACCUAUAUUUUAAGUAUUGGAAAGUACUAGAAUUCGAAAGAGUAAACCCUAUUUUUUUGUAGUUUAAAAUGUUGCAAUUUUUCUUCUAUCCAAAUAUAGCAAUUUUAAUAAUUCCUAUGUGCCUUUUGGCCUGUGGGCCAUUUACUUGUAGCAAAGCACACUACUAAGAAGGAAGGUAGAUCAGUCAUAUACAGUAUGUGUGUCUUUGGUAAAUGUCUUCUAUGAUCUUAUCACAAUCCAUUUGUCCUGAGACUAAAGCUAGGUACACACUAUGCAAUUUAUGUGGUCAAACAGACAAAAGGGACAAUUUUUUGGCCAUCGGAAGGUCCUGAGCUCUGCUCUACACAUUAAGCAAUUUUUUACUUUUUAAGUUUGCAGUUUUCUGUCACCCCACACUGAAUUUGCAUAUGUCUGCCUACAAGGAGUAUGAGGUAAUCUGCAUAAACCGUAGGAAAUAUGGGCAGAUUAUCUAGAAUGCACACACACAGUGCAUGGGACCUUUUGGCUAAUAUUUUCUGUCAAGACCGGUCGGACAAUCGAAGGUGAGCAUUUUUGGCCUAAACACUCAUGCCUACACACUACAUAAUAAAAUGGCCUGAUCAACCGGUUAUUGGCAAAUCAGCCCAAUGACUAUGUAGUGUGUCCUAGUUUAAGGAUACAGACAGAGUGAUAGACAGGAUCUGGUACGUAGGUCGGCACUCAUUAGGUCGACCACUGUUGGUCGACAUUCAUUAGGUCGACAUGAGGGUUUUUUUUUUAAACACAAAAAAAACAACAAUUUGUACUUUUUCAUACUUUACGAUCCACGUGGACUACGAUUGGAAAUAGUAACCUGUGCCGAGCGCAGUGGUAGCAGAGCGAGGCACCUUGCCCGAAGUUCACUCGCCAUGCGAGGGGAUACGGUGCACUAAUUGGGGUUCCUGGUUACUUUACGAAGAAAACACAAAAAAUAACAAAAAAACUUUUGCCAUGUCGACCUAGUCCAUGUUGACCCUAAUGACUGUGGCGACCUAUCCACACCCGUGAUAGACAUGAAUAGACUGCAGUUUACGCUUACGGAAAAGCAACCUGCUUUGAAAGGGAAAGAUGACAUUUAUCCAGUAUUCUCUGAAUUUCUAUAGUACAAUACUGUUGAAAUUUCUUCCCUGGAACUUACACUACAUUUAUAUGAAUUGUUUUGCACUAUUUUAACUAAACUUUAUUUAGACGUUUUCACUAUUGCAUGGAACCUUCAUUAACAAAUAUAUAUAACUAGAUGCAAAAUGCUAUUUUAUACUUAAGGUCUUUUGCUUCUAAUUAGUGAAAAAAACACUUGCAAUUUUUAAAAAGAUGUUUCUUUGUCAUUGAAGAAUCGUCAAACAUUUCUUUUUUUUGUAUGCCUUUUGUUUACUUAAGUUAACCUGUUUUGCAUGUUUGAGUUAUUUUGUUUUUCUUUUUGAUUUUGAUGGAGGGUUUGUAAACAUUGUGGGGGGGAUAAUACAACUGAAGCAGGUACAGAAACACGGACUAUGAAAAAAAAUGUUCUCUAGUAUAGGAACGGGGAAUUGGUGAUGUUUAGUUGUAUUUUAUGUAUUAUUUAACUUAAAAUAUGCAUGUCUAAUAUCCGACCUUCUGUUCUAAUUUCAUGCUUUCUUGUGCAUGUUUUAUUUUUUAUUUCUUUUAUUUAUAUUUGUUCUGUGCCUUAGAAUGAUUCAAGUGAACAGAACAUUUCUGCAAUGUUUAUGUAGUCUUGUUAAUGAUGCAGUUCUUGAAAAUGGUACCAACCUCAUGUCAAAAAUCAUUUCUGUGCAGUUACCCAACCAAAGAGGUAUCGUGUGUGUUUUGUGUGUAUAUAUUUUUUUUGUUUUGUUUUCAUUGUACUGUAAUAGGGAUUUAUGCCUGGACAAGUUUUAUUGUAUUCUGAAAUGAUGUGAACUUAUUUUUCUAAACACUAUACUGAAUAAACUUUUAUAUUUAUACAUUU
Messenger RNA from Pseudophryne corroboree (corroboree frog), 5255 nucleotides. It is a transcript of the gene SIX4, whose product is annotated as SIX homeobox 4. The coding region runs from base 183 to 2348 and encodes 721 amino acids. Lineage: Eukaryota; Metazoa; Chordata; Amphibia; Anura; Myobatrachidae. Gene Ontology annotation, biological process: regulation of transcription by RNA polymerase II. Gene Ontology annotation, molecular function: DNA-binding transcription factor activity, RNA polymerase II-specific; RNA polymerase II cis-regulatory region sequence-specific DNA binding. Gene Ontology annotation, cellular component: nucleus; transcription regulator complex. The transcript is spliced from 3 exons. The record is from RefSeq and is a predicted model, not a curated record.